Molecule: messenger RNA, 3545 nt
Organism: Neodiprion virginianus
Lineage: Eukaryota; Metazoa; Arthropoda; Insecta; Hymenoptera; Diprionidae
Exons: 5
Coding region: 1581-3164 (527 amino acids)
Source: RefSeq, a predicted model, not a curated record
UUCAAGUCGUGAAUAUUUUUUAAGAACAGAUCGAUUCGCUGUUUUAAUUCUGCUUUGUUUGAAGUUCUCCUCAUGAGAGCUGAAGAUGCAAGACUAUAUUUCUGAUCUGAAAUUCAGACUUUUAUAGCCGUAUCCCUCCCACCAGGAACACAGAAUCCUUGAAAAACUUCUAGAAGCUACCGAAAUGAUGUGUCUUCGAUUGUGUGGGUAACAUCAGAUGUGUACGGUUCGGUUUCUUUCUUACUCCUCGUUGAUAUGACGACACUCGAUCCAAUCGGCUUCGCGUUCAUCGUCAUCUAGUUCGAUGUCCGAUAAUAUUGCAAUCACGUCGUUUUGCCAUUUUUGAAAAGUCAGGAUUACCGUUUUGUCCUGAAAAUAUAUCCUGUGUAGUCUGUGCGGUUGCACACCAGUUCUCCGGACCCGCUUAGCGAGCCACCGAAGAUCUUGUAGCGAAAACUCUGACGUCCCGUUGCUAAAUCCGAUAAUUAUUUCUUCGCCGGUAAAUUCAUUAUUACGUAUCAUUACAAUUUUAACCCUUAGUAGUCACACCUCCAAAUUGUGACGUAUAAGUCAUUGGGGGUGUAAUCCACCCCACUCACUUUGGAGAGUGAGAAAUAAUUGAUAAAUUAAAAAAAAAAAAAUUCUGCAAUGUAUUUUCAAUCCUUGUGUGUAAGACUAUGCCAAAUAUUUUCAAGUCGUGUAAUUAUUAAUAUAAAAAAAAAAAUGUUGAAAAAAAUCUUUUUGGACAAAAAAUCAUGCAGAGAUUUGAAUUUUCAAUAAAAAAAAAAAAAAAAUCGUUUCAUUAACCUGAAAUAGCAUACUUUCAAGUGGGAAUGAUGAAAUUAGCGACCGUUCCAAAAACCAUAUUUAUUUGGACAUCUGAAGUGCGGGUUUGGUAACAAAUAAUGAUACGCCAAUGUUGUUUUCAUGAGCGAUGUUUUAUUGUGAAAAAGGCUUAAUAAAAAUAUGGAAAAAUAUAAAUACCCGAUUAAACAUUCAUUCACACAUAAAUUUCAUUCACACUCCUUGGCCCGUGUUGUUCUCCCCUAGUCUGGUUCGAUUGGUCGGCUCACCACAGAUAAAUUAACAUUAAUUUCGUUGGAGCUUACAAGACGUUCCGAAGAGCGGACACGACAACUUGGUCGACGGACCGUUGAUAUGGAUAUGAGUUUGAAGAAAUGAUGUAUACUCUUGUAAUAUUGACUUUGGUUGUCUACGGUAUUUUAUUCCAUGUCUACGAAGCUCCCUUUUGGUAGUGAAAUAUGUACGGGUUUCUGUAAUAUCUAAAUAAUAUUAAUACAUAAGAAUGAGACAUAGCACGAGCGGUACGAGUGACAAAUUAAUCCAAUUGUCAGCAGCGCUGCAUCAUAUUUCCUGGAAUUCUUUCAUGUAAGUAAACAUGUUUAUUCCUUGAGGUCACCUACAAUUGGUUUGCGGCCACGUUACGCACAUAAACUGAGUGUUCAUUGGCUUGCCAAAAUUAGGAACAACAUAACACUGAUGGUUCGAAACGGCCAGUUACUUUGUAGCAUUCCAACGUACACAACGUGUCCACGACGCAAAGCCGUGCAACGAAUAAAAUGAAUGUUCGCUCUUCGUCAAACAUGGAGUUGAUCCACCAGCAUCGUGUCGAUUCGGAAAAGAUUGUGGCGAACGCUGAACCGAAAACCCUAAUGAGCCAUGACUCUGACGCUCGGCCUAUCACAUGUACAUCGCUGGGCCCUGCUGGCACUCGUCGGGCAAAGUAUGAAUCUGGACGGAGCCCGGUAAAGGCGCAAUCUCCUGCGACUCCGUAUCAACUGGAUCAUAUGAUCGCCUACCUCGAACGGAAUCCUCACAUUGCCCUGAGGAAAUUUCGAACGCCGGGCAGUUCGCACGAUCCCUCAGCUUCGUGGGAGCAGUUGGCAGAAGAAUUGAACGCGUUGUGGAAAAACGGUGCACCCAAAGAUACCAAGAAAUGGAAAAACGUGUGGUACGACCAGAGGAACGCAGCGGUGCGUAAAAUAAAGAAUAUCCAUCAAGUUGGAACUUCCAAUGAGAGGUCUCAUUUGCGUCUUCAGAAAUUGAACGUUCGGGAGAAAAGAAUUUUAGCUCUCUUGAAAUAUAGCGACGAUCACGACGUCAGGAAAGAAAUUCUACAUACCGCAGAGGAAGAGUUGGUAAAUGCACUCCCGGAGAGCGGGCUUCAAAAGGAUUUAAAAAAAGGACCAAAAGACGGAAGUAUUCCCUCGGGGAUGCAGAGCACCAGAAGCGACAUCGAGAACAAUUAUACUGAUCAGGAGUUGCUCGAAAUUCUGGAAGGGUUCGAGAACACCGAGUUGGGUAGCAUCAUGCUGAACGAAUGGCCGACAGCGGGGCUAGUGCCACUUUCACCAUUGGAAGUUGAAGCUAAUCUACCUGAUACCCGUAAAUCUCCGAGCAAACGAGAACCAUCAUUUGCCCCGGCUCCGGAAGUUACAGAACUUGCCUCAAAUCCUGUUCCUCCAACGGACCAGGAUUCGUCGUUUGCAGCUCUGGAAGUUACGGAACCUGUCCGGAAACUUCUUCUCCUUCGUACGAGAAGUUCAUCUUCCGCAGCGAUAGGAGGUACAGGCCCUGCCUCGAAACUUAGUUUUCAAACGACAGGAAAUUCAUUGGAUGCAGCGUUGGACGCCAUGGAAGAAAACGAAAGAGUUACGGAACCCGUGGCCCUGAAACCUCUUUCUCUAAAAGUACAAAAUUCACAGUAUGAACCUGUGGAACAUUCUGACUCAACCCCAGAACCACUUCCUCCAAAGGAAAGAAAUCCAUUGCCUGCACCUACGGUAAUAGGAGCAGGCACUUCUUCAGAACGCUCUCAAUCUCUGCAUCAAGAAGAAUCAUCGUGUACAGCGGCUGUGAAUGAAGCAGCUGCUGUAGCUAAACCGGGUUGUCCUUUGAGCUCUCAAGAAUCGACUACUGCUGUUCAAAAGUCACCAGAACCGGAGCCAUCAAGCUCGAGACAAAAGUUGCAUCAACAACCGUGCUACGGUCGUCCGAGAAAGAUUCAGAAAGUCGCAAAGAAUCGUAAGAUUUUUCACAGCCCCUCCCCUCCCCCCCUAUAUUACGUAAUUUUUAUUAAAAAGAAAAUAUCGCACGUUUUUCGAUUGUUAUUUAUAUGUUUAUUUAAAUAUAAAUAUAAAUAAAAAAUACAACAUAAUAUUAAUCAAUCAGUUGACCACGAAUUUUUUAGCCAUUCUUCCAUUGAUUCAAUUACUGGCAUAAAUGAAUCUGUUUUGCAAGUAUCAUUUCGGCGAUCAACGCAAUUUUGCACGUCCUCUAUUCCAAUCUCACUUUCUGAACACCAAUCAGAAUGCUUGCAACCUGUAUUUUCUUCAAAUAUAGCAUCUAAAUCGUAUUCCUUAAAAUGUUUUAUCGCAGAUGCGAUUACUUUUGGACUUUUUAGAAGAUCCGUGCCCGAAACAUUACACCCUCUUGGUGGACGUAUGAGGAAAAAAUAAGAUGCUAAGCGAUAUACUUGGGCAAACAUUUUUGGAUCGGGAUGAUCAUUUCCUCCACAAGAAUAU